AUGGGAAACAAGAAGAAGCGAGGACAAGCGAACCGAGGAGGAGGUCGGGCUGGAGGCAAAGCGGCGGAUAACAACGGAAAACCGAAAUCCGUUGAGCAUAUCGAAGCGAGUUACAGUAGUGAUUUUUAGGCACCUUUCAGAAUUAUCCUUUGAUGUUCCGAGCUCUGCGAGCUUCUAGCCCAUGUAUUUGACACGUCUUUCUUGAGCCACCACCUCAAAUUUUCCUUUGGCAGUCGCUAGUUCCGUGUCUUUUUCGUGUCUUCUUGCUCAUUAGCUUCUCCUUUGCUUCUUCUGCAUCACGAUCCGUCAAUUCCAGCAGAUUCUGGUCCCCCAGCGGAAUGAAUUUUGCAUCCACUCGAGGGGCGAGAAGUGCCAGGCACCUUUAUGUCGUCUGUGAUCACGUCUUGUAUGAUCCGAGAAGGAAAACUUCAAUUUAAGUCCGCACACCAAACAUGCAUGUCCUCUCUCUCGGUGAGCUUUUCACUGAUGUCUGCACAGACGAAGACAACGGCAUGCGCACCUCUCGCUGAAAUAAUGUUCUUCAUUUCAGUCAAUGAGGUUGAAAUUUCUCCGUACAAGUAACCACUCUGUAGGGAUCUUUCCACUUUUUCAUCAGCUUGCCACACCGCGCCAACACCCCACUUCCUGGUGAUGGAAAUCAUCUAUUGGCCGUGUUAUAUUUGCCAUCGAACAAUUUCUUGCACUCCUUCACUUCUCGAGCAGCACGCUCUCUAGCCAUCUUAGCUUUCUGCCGUUUCAGAGCCAUCACACACACACACACACACCGGAGUCUUUGGAAAAGAACACCAUGAUUCUAAAAUUUUGCGCCAAAAGACAAAUUGGAUCUGCUUGCUCAUUUCACCAGUCAGCCACUUCAUGUUGGGGUGUUUGAGGAUACGAUGGACGUCUUGCAUGUUGGCGUGCGUGUCUUUCGACGUGGAUUUUGGGGGAGAAUUGAGUAAAACAUGAUAAAAAGAUGAUAGAAGAAGAAGGGCUCGCGGGUGUUUCCACCCGACAAGAUACAUGAUGUCCCGGACGACCCAGAAGCUCACGAUGUUUUAUUAUUAUCCACAAUUAUCCAUUUCAGGAGGAAGAAAUGAUAGUAUUGCCUGGAGAGGACGUCGAGUGUUACCGCGCAAUACUUGAACUUCUCUCAAACGCAGGCUACCACCGUGCCAGAUGCAUCACGAUUCCGGACUAUAAAAAAGUGAGAAAGGAUUGAGAAGAUCUUCAAUAAUUUAGAAAAUUUGUUUGUUCCAGGUGAUUGGUGGACUCAUUUGGGCCGCCUCAAGACUCAAUCAGUGUAAAGAUCCGCCGAUUUAUAAUAGUCUUACAACCUGCGAGUUCAAUGAACGGGACAGUUCUAUCUCGCACAACGGGUAAAUGAUACAACGCGAGGACGGAACAAACAGUGGUUGUCCUAAUUUCAGAACGCUCGGUCAAGAUUUGCUCGAAUUCCUGCUAAAAACUAACAAUUUUCCGGAACUCAAGAUGCAAAAUUUAAUGGGACCGAAUUACGUAGCCCUCAAGCCAGUGGUGGAGAAGGUCGUCGAGAUGUUGCAAGAGGAAAAGUACACCGAUAGAGUGCUUAUGGAGUACUUUGUUCAUCUGAAGCAUGUUCGAGAGAACCCGACUGUGGCAACCAACUCCUUUCGAGAAUAUAUCACGUUUCCGCUUUUCUCGAAUCUUGAUAGAUCGGAACGCUUCGACAAAUUUGACUACUCCAUUCUGUGCGACAUAAAAAUGGACGGCAGACUCAUUAUGGCCGAGUACAUGAACUACUACAAGACCGCAAUGCGCAUUUAUCCGGACCGCCGUCAGCUCGUUCCUCCGUUUCCCUAUGACGAAAAUAGAACGAAGUUGCAUCAGGAGAGGUACAACGAGAAAAAGACUCUUGCCACACUCGAAAAUUGCGCCGCCAAAUUGCUGGACACGGAAACGAACGAGGACGUGAUCGCGAUGCGCGACAGAUGCAUUGAGAUCAUCAAUGAGUUGUCAGUUGCCAGCCAACUCGCCGCAUGGCAAUCACGUUUGAUGUUGCAAGGCGAGGAGUACCGCGUACUUCUUGUCAACUCGCAUCAGAAGCGCUACCAGUACAAUUUGGUGAGAGAGCAGAAAUUGUGAGUUCAUAUUUUGAUAAAUUAGACGAGAUUGAAAUGUUUUCAGUGGCAUCGAUAAUCCACAGGAGUUCAUCGAGAACUUCGGCAAGAAACUUAUUGAAGCCAGGAAUGUGUACGAUGGUCUCAUUCAAAGAUUGGACCACAUGAAGGCCAAAAACGGGCUUCUCCAAGAAAACAAGACUGAUGAAGGAAUCGAAAAGGCGAACGAGUACAGAAUGAAAUAUUGUUUUUCUGUCCAUGUAGGAUAACUGACAUCAUACUCUCUCAUCUAAAUGCUUGUAUUCAGACCACUAAUGAGCUCCAACGCCUAAUCAAAACGUUCACGGAAAGAUUCGAUAGUUACAAAAAAGCAAUUUGCAAGCUAGAUAAUCAGCCCGCAGUGCUUUCCGCCGAGGCGAUACGGAUUUCUGAAGGAACUAUUCCAGUGGAGGACAUAGAUCAAGAAAUCAAAGACGAGAUGGACAAAAUUGAAAUGUACUACGAGGAAAUUGUGAACGAAAUGCUCAAAGACAAGUGAGUUUCAAAAACGAUUUCAGACUGCUUCUAUUCGUGUACAUAUGUUCACAUUUUGCAGGGAAGAAUGUGAGGUCUACCGCAAAAUCUUCAGUCACAUCGUCGCCGACAUGAAGUUAGUUCUCGGGAAUCUGCACACGCUGUCGCGUCAUGCCAAGAGCAGACGUGUGAAGUUGGCAAAAAACUACUGCGAACACUUCUUGUUCCUUGAGAACAAAAAUUUCGCCGUCAAAAGAAAGCACGCUGUAGGCUAUAGAGUGAGUUUGCACAUUUUCCAUCACAUCAUUGAACUUGAAAAUAUUUACAGCUUCUGAAAGCUACGGAGGUGUACGAAAGAAUGGUGAGACUCACGAUCUUCUGCAAGAGGGACCAAAGGCUCAAGUACACCCAAAGUGAGAGAAGUAUGGCCAUCAAGUCAAGUCUUUCCUUCACGUCAUUCCGUUCAUUUUCAGAGUCCCAAGAUCUGGAUAUUGACAUUUUCGGCACAUAUCAUGUGACCGAAGACAAGGAGGAACCCGAAGCCGGACCAUCUCCGCUUUGUGACGAGCCGAUCGAAGCGGGGUACGAUGACGAGGGAGAGGCUCUGUUCCAGAGACUAUUGGCGAAUUCGCGUUUUUUGAUGUGA
This is a messenger RNA of Caenorhabditis sp. 36 PRJEB53466, 3258 nucleotides long. The record is from the annotation of a GenBank genome assembly. Lineage: Eukaryota; Metazoa; Nematoda; Chromadorea; Rhabditida; Rhabditidae.